Molecule: messenger RNA, 1497 nt
Organism: Aspergillus novofumigatus IBT 16806
Lineage: Eukaryota; Fungi; Ascomycota; Eurotiomycetes; Eurotiales; Aspergillaceae
Exons: 2
Coding region: 1-1497 (498 amino acids)
Molecular function (GO): oxidoreductase activity, acting on the CH-OH group of donors, NAD or NADP as acceptor; NAD binding
Source: RefSeq, a predicted model, not a curated record
AUGUCUAGAAUUAAAUUCGCCAUCCUCGAUGACUACCAAAACCUCUCCCGCAAGCACUUCGCCCACCUCACCUCCCGCGUGGACAUCUCCUACUUCCCCGAUACCCUCGACCCGCGCGACCGCGCGCAGCAACAGCAGCUGAUCGCCCGCCUGCGGCCAUUCGACGCCAUUCUGGCUAUGCGAGAACGGACUCCCUUCAACGCAGCCACCAUCGCCGCCCUCCCCAACCUGAAACUCCUCCUAACAACCGGCAACCGCAAUUUAUCCCUCGAUCUCCCCGCCCUCACCGCGCGCGGGAUCCCCGUCGCCGGGACCAUCGGCCGGCCCCCAGGCGUCAACUCCACUGUCCAGCACACCUGGGCUCUGAUCCUCGCUCUGGCGCGGCACGUCGCGCGCGACGACGCUGCCGUCAAGGCAGGAAAAUGGCAGGGGUCGCUAGGGGUCAAUCUAUCCGGCAAGACGCUGGCGCUGCUGGGACUCGGCAAGCUGGGCGCGCAGGUCGGGCGGAUCGCGGUCCUCGCAUACGGGAUGAAAGUCAUCGCGUGGUCGGCGAACCUGACGCAGGACAAGGCCGACGAGCAGGCGACAGCGCAGGGGUUACCGCCGGGGAGCUUCGAGGCGGUGCCGGAGAAGGGGGAGUUCCUGCGGCGGGCGGACGUGCUCAGCGUGCAUUAUGUGCUGUCUGAGCGGAGUCGGGGGAUCGUCGGGACGGAGGACCUGGCUGCGCUGCGGCCGGAGGCCAUGAUCGUGAAUACGUCGCGCGGUCCGCUGAUUGAUGAGCGGGCACUGCUGGAGACGCUGAACGCGGGUCGGAUCCGGGGCGCGGCGCUCGAUGUGUUUGAUCCGGAGCCGCUACCUGCUGAUAGUCCGUGGCGGACCACGGCUUGGGGUGUUGAUGGGCGCAGCGAGGUGUUGUUGACGCCGCAUAUGGGGUAUGGGGAGGAGGAGCUGAUCAAUGGGUGCACAAUGGCCCCCAUCGCCGUGCAAGAAGCGGCUCCCACAACCUGUACAACAACAACAACCCCACACCCAACUCACCCCGGGCUCAUUCAAGUCAACCGCUCCCCCAAAGCCUUCGGCAGCAGCGCCUCCUCGCUCGUCUCGCUCCCAGCAGGCGCCGUAUUUGCCAAAAUCACCACCGCCACGCCCUCCAAGAAGGCCUACACAUCCGUCCAGACGGGCCGGGACAGCCACAUCGAGCUGAACUCGGACCUGGUGUUCUGCAACCACUCCUGCGACCCUAGUUUGAACUUUGAUAUGGAUAAGAUGGAGGUGCGGGUUGUGGACGAUCGGCCGUUGAAGGUUGGGGAUGCGUUGACGUUCUUCUAUCCCAGUUCGGAGUGGGAGAUGGAUCAGGCGUUCAACUGUAACUGCGGGAGUGAGAAGUGUAAGGGGUGGAUUUCUGGGGCGAAGACGAUGGGGAGGGAGGAGUUGGAGGGGUACUGGUUGAAUCCGCAUAUCGAGGAGUUGUUAAGGGAGAGAGAUGGGCAGCUGUGA